UGCAGCUCUAGUACGAUGUAAAUAAAAUACCUACCAACCUAAAAUCCAACUUCUGAUCUCAAUAAUACUAACUCCUUGUUAAUUAACAUUGAAAUUGUUUAAAUUAAAUAUAUAAUGUAAAAUAAAAUGAAUGAUUAUAAGUGCCGAAGUGUCUCUUCACUGUGUUCUUGUUUCACAUUAUGUUUUUUAAAAAAAUCUGUAAAUUCAAAGAUAAGGCGCAUUUAUAAAUUCUGCAGGAGGCACACCUGAGUUUAUGUAUGCCACUGACACCUCAGAUGAUCAUGAAUUUUAAGCCUUAAAUUUCAAUUCUUAAAAGGCUAUCCAUAUACUGUUAAAUAGAUCCAACCAUUCACUUCUCACUACCAUAAUUGAUAAGCAAGCUAUAAGUGAGAAACAGCCAAGAGCUCCAAAAGAGCCCGUCAUCAUCACCACCUACGUUAAACCUAAAAAAAGCGAUACUCGAGUUGUUUUCCAAAAAUUCUUAAUGUUAUUAUCGCGUCUUUAUGUGUUAGCUGAAAUAAAAUAUAACUCAUAAAGUAUGUCUUAUAAUCGAUAUUAUAAGCGAUAUUUAGAGCCGAACUGUGUUCCAGCAGAUCGAAAAAUUCCUCGAAGCACGAAAUGUCGUAAAGCUAGGAAAUAUUUUCAGACUACUUCAAACGAACAAGUUAAAGCAACAGCAUCUUCCAACUACGGUGAAUCAACUAAUAGUGACUCGAGCGAUGCCGAUAUCAGCUUUAAAAACCAAGAGAAUAAAGAUAUUUCCAUGGCUGGAUGUUCUGAUGAAAAAGAUAUUUUGAUGGUUAUUAAUGAUGAUGCUAUACAACAAGAUGCUGAAGACAAUUUGGAUAUUGAUAAUGAUGCUUUUGAGCAAGAUGAAGCAAACGUUUUCGUAAGUAGUACAUAAAUUAAGUAGUAAAUCAACCUGACACCCCUUACCAAGGGUGUCAGGUUGAAGUGCAAAUAUUAGUUGAACAAAGUGCAAUGUGAAUUAGUGCAAAUAUUGUUUAUAUAUGUAUAUAUGUGUUGUUAUGUAUUAUUUCAGUACAUAUUAAAUAAAUGAGCAGGAUCUAGCAUCUCGCAAACACAUUUAAUAACAACUUAACGAGAUACACAAACACAAACUGAAACUAAACAUAAAUACAAACUGAAA
Messenger RNA from Parasteatoda tepidariorum (common house spider), 1150 nucleotides. RefSeq lists its product as uncharacterized. The record is from RefSeq and is a predicted model, not a curated record. Lineage: Eukaryota; Metazoa; Arthropoda; Arachnida; Araneae; Theridiidae.